UAAAAAUGAACCUGUAAUGACGUUUAAAAACUAAAAUUAAAUAAAAUUGGGAAAAUAAGUUUCUAUAAUAAUUAGGAACACUCUUACAAUUAUAGUAAAAUUUCGGAAUAAAACUAGCUGAAUGCAUAUUCUAAAUCCUACGAAAUUUUUUAUAAGCAGCUUCAUCAAAGGUCGGCGUAAAGAAAUAUUUUUCUAUAGCACAUUAACUGUUCUUGGUAAAGCAAAUCCUAAAAUGUCGAGCUCUUCAGAAUAUAUAGUUCGUCGAAUUGAUAAUAUUACAAAGUCUCAAGAGGACAAACGUUCAUACAGAGGGCUGGAACUUACGAACGGCAUGAAAGUUCUGCUUGUAAGUGAUCCAUUGACGGAUAAAUCAGCAGCGGCAAUGAAUGUGAAUGUAGGAUUUCUAAGUGAUCCUAAACAUGUACAUGGACUUGCUCAUUUUUGUGAACACAUGCUGUUUCUUGGCACUGAAAAAUAUCCCAAUGAAAAUGAUUACAGUAAAUUUCUUCAAGAACAUGGAGGUAGUGGUAAUGCAGCAACAUUUAUGGAUCAUACAAUGUAUUACUUUGAUAUUGUUCCUGAACAUUUGAAAGAAGCUCUGGACAGAUUUGCCCAAUUUUUUAUAUCUCCUUUAUUUACUGAAAGUGCAACUGAAAGAGAAAUAAAUGCUGUUAAUUCCGAACACGAUAAAAAUAUUCAGAGCGAUAUGUGGAGAAUUAAUCAGCUCGACCAUCAUUUGUGUGAUCCUGAUCAUGCGUACAAUACUUUCGGAACGGGCAACAUUUAUACGUUAAGUACUGGAUUGAAGGAAAAAGGUAUCAAUGUCAGAGAUGAACUUUUAAAGUUCCAUCAAAGGUGGUACUCAUCGAACAUGAUGUGUCUGGCAGUGCUAGGAAAAGAAAGUUUAGAUGAACUAGAGUCCGCGGUUGUCGAUUUAUUUCGGUCCGUAAAAAAUAAAGAAAUAGAAGCUCCAAAAUGGGAAAAGCAUCCUUUCAGAGAUGACCAAUUGCGAACCAUUGUCUAUGUCACACCGGUGAAAGAUGUACGAAAUCUUAACGUAGUAUUCCCCUGUGAAGAUUUAAUGCAAUUUUAUAAAUCAGCUCCCGCAAACUAUAUCAGCCAUUUAAUGGGUCAUGAGGGUCCAGGAAGUAUUUUGUCAGCUUUAAAAGCCAGAGGCUGGUCCAAUCAUUUGGUUGCCGGUCUGAGAACGCACUCUAGAGGAUUUGGUUUCUUUGCGGUUACAGUGGAUUUGACCGAGGAAGGAAUGAAACAUGUAGAUGACAUUGUUAAAUUAAUUUUUCAGUAUAUAAAUAUGUUAAAAACAGAGAAGCCCCAAAAAUGGAUUCAAGAUGAAAACAGGGAUAUUGGAAAUAUGAUUUUCAGGUUCAAAGAUAAGGAAUCGCCUAGAGAAUAUAUUUCAAGUCUCGUGAACAGUUUGCAGUAUUACCCUUUAGAAGACAUUUUAAGUGCAAGUUAUUUGGUGAACGAAUGGCGCCCAGACUUGGUUGAGGAUGUAUGGAAUAAUCUCACUCCAGAGAAAGCUAGAUUGGCAGUUGUAGCCAAGGCCCAUGAAAGUAUUUGUACUGACGAAGAACCAUGGUACGGUGUUAAAUACAAGCAAGAAAAAGUACCAGAAGCUACUCUCAAAACUUGGAAAGAAGCUGGAUUGUGCUCAGAAUUUUAUUUGCCGGAAAAAAACGAAUUUAUUCCCAAAGAUUUCUCUAUAUAUCCUCAAGGAGAAGCUCUUUCAGAACAUCCAGAGAUUAUACAGGAUACACCCUUAACUAGGGUCUGGUUCAAGCAGGACGACAAAUUCUUGCUGCCCAAGGCAAAUAUUAUGUUUGAUUUUGUCAGUCCGAUGGCUUAUUUGGAUCCGCUCAAUUGCAACUUGUUGCAUAUGUUUGUUCAGCUUUUCAGAGAUUCAUUAAAUGAAUAUGCUUAUGCGGCUGAAUUGGCUGGACUGAAAUGGGAAUUGAUCAAUACUAAAUACGGACUUAUACUGGGUAUUGGCGGAUACAACAAUAAACAACAUAUUCUACUGGAAAAAAUUAUGGAAAAAUUCACCAAUUUCAAAAUUGACCCUAAAAGAUUCAAUAUUUGGAAGGAAAAUUAUAUCAGAAAUUUGAAAAAUUUCGCUGCUGAACAGCCUUACCAACACGCUGUGUACUAUUUGACAGUUCUUCUCACUGAACAUUCCUGGACUAAGGAAGAACUACUGUCAUCUACAGACCAAAUAACUAUUGAUAGGUUAGAGGCCUUCAUACCUCAGAUGCUGUCAAAGAUGCACAUAGAAUGUCUCGUCCACGGCAACGCCAACAAAUCUAGAGCCCUAGAAAUGGUUCAGAUCGUCGAAAAUGCCCUAACCUCGUCAUUAAACAUGUCACCCUUGUUACCCAGGCAACUGUUGUUAAAUAGGGAACUAAAAUUGGAGGAUGAAUGUCAUUACUUGUACGAAAAGCAGAAUCAGGUGCACAAGAGCUCAUGCAUUGAGGUCUAUUAUCAGUGCGGUUUGCAGUCCAAAGAAAACAACGUCAAAUUAGAGCUGUUCUGUCAAUUGAUUCAAGAACCAUGCUUCAAUGUUCUAAGAACACAGGAACAACUUGGUUACAUAGUAUUCAGCGGCGUACGAAAAUCAAACGGCGUCCAAGGGCUCAGAAUCAUAGUACAAUCCGACAGACAUCCCACCUAUUUAGACGGAAGGAUAGAGGAAUUUUUGGAAGGUAUGCUGACUUAUAUCAAAGAUAUGAGCGAAGAAGAAUAUCUAAGGCACAGGGAAGCGCUGGCGUGUCAUAGAUUAGAGAAACCCAAACAGCUGUCUGCACUGUCCAAUCGGUUUUGGGGCGAGAUUACUUCGCAACAGUAUCACUUCACUAGGGCCGAAACGGAAGUCGCCUAUCUCAGGACGUUGAAUAAAGAGGAUGUUGUUGCAUUUUACGAGGACCUGUUAAGAGAUGGGGCCAAACAACGAAAGAAACUCUCUGUUCACAUCGUAUCUAUCGCCGACGGUGGCGCCGGUACCAAUAAUACCGAAGAACCAGAAGAAAACAACGUCGAAGAAAAGAACUCUGCAGGGAAACCAAGUCUAAUAAGUGAUAUCACAGUAUUUAAGAGCGCUCACGAGAUGUAUCCCUUGGUGCAACCCUACAUUAACAUCACCAGGAAGGGAAACAAAUGUAAAUUGUGAGGAAUAAACAAAUAUGUAUAGAAAAACG
This is a messenger RNA of Sitophilus oryzae (rice weevil), 3212 nucleotides long. RefSeq names its product insulin-degrading enzyme (gene Ide). Lineage: Eukaryota; Metazoa; Arthropoda; Insecta; Coleoptera; Curculionidae. Bases 122 to 3184 code for a protein of 1020 amino acids. The transcript is spliced from 17 exons. The record is from RefSeq and is a predicted model, not a curated record. Gene Ontology annotation, molecular function: metalloendopeptidase activity; metal ion binding. Gene Ontology annotation, cellular component: mitochondrion; cytosol. Gene Ontology annotation, biological process: peptide catabolic process.